CUCUGGUUCCCACUGAACAUCAUCUUCUUCUUGAUUUUAUCGACGUCGACGAUGAUGAUGAUCACAGUAUCAGCAUCUCUUUGAAUCCUAAUCUCCUUCACCAUCUUCCUUCGGUGCAUCUAAUUUCAGCUACUCCGCCUGAAAACCAGGUACUUAACUUUGCCGCUUUAUUAUGGAUGAUGUAGAUCUGCUAAAAUCAGGACAUGUUUUGGUUCUUCCAUUACCAGUUCAAGGUCAUAUAAACCCAAUACUCCAAUUCUCUAAACGUUUAGUUUCCAAAGGAAUCAAAGUCACACUGUUCACCACCAUACUCGCCUCCAAAUCGGUGCAACCCGGUGUCAGCUCCAUCUCGGUUGAAACAUUUUCAGAAGGCGAGGGUUUUGAAAGUUCUUCUGGAGAUAAUUUUAUGAAGAAAAUCGAAAUUGCUGUUUGCAAAAACUUGCCGGAAUUUAUUAAGAAGCAAGAAAGAUUAGGGUGUCCUGUCAAAUGUGUUGUUUAUGAUUCUAUUAUGCCGUGGGCAUUGCCAUUAGCGAAAGAACUAGGAUUAAUUGGAGCUUCAUUUUAUACACAGUCUAGUGCUGUAAGUGCAAUUUAUUACCAAGUGAAUAAAGGAUUGAUUGGGAUGCCUGUAGAUGGACCGACUAUGUUGGUACCUGGAUUGCCGUUACUUGAACCGGAUGAGCUGCCGUCUUUCGUUCACAAACCGGAUGUGUACCCUGCAAUUCUUCCGUUAGUGUUGAGUCGGUUUUCGAAUGUUGAUGAAGCAGAUUGGUUGCUUUUUAACACCUAUGAUAAGCUGGAGGAGCAGGUGGUGAACUGGAUGGCAAAGCAAUCACAAACAAGAAUGAUCACAAUAGGACCAACAGUGCCGUCAUUUUACCUAGACAAGAGACUGGAGGAUAACGCAUACGGGCUUCAUCUCUUUACACCAGAUUCUGACACUUGCACGAAGUGGUUAGACACGAAAGAAGCCGCAUCAGUUGUCUACAUGUCUUUCGGGAGUUUGGCUAAUUUAGGAGAGGAACAAAUGGAGGAAAUAGCUUGGGGAAUUCGGAAUACUAACUACAAUUUCAUUUGGGUAGUUAGAGCUACUGAAGAAUCUAAACUCCCGAAAAACUUUGUGCAAGAGACUUCUGGUAAAGGUUUGGUGACAGGAUGGUGUCAACAACUGGAGGUGUUAGCACACAAAGCAGUCGGGUGUUUCGUAACACAUUGCGGAUGGAACUCCAUACUUGAGGCAUUAAGUUUAGGUGUGCCUAUGGUGGCAAUGCCACAGUGGACUGAUCAACCGACUAAUGCAAAAUUCGUUGAGGAUGUAUGGAAGGUUGGUGUUCGAGCCAAAACAGAUGAGAAGGGGAUGGUUACGAGAGACGAAUUAGAGGAAUCAAUAAAAUUAGUAAUGGAAGGAGAGAGGAGAGAAGAGAUAAAUAAGAAUGCUAUCAGACUGAAAGAGUUGGCUCUGGAGGCUGUCGAUGAAGGUGGAAGCUCUGACAAGAACAUCGAUGAAUUUGUAUCUAAAAUCUUAUGCACCUGAGUGUAAAACUUCUUAGUGCUUGUUAAUUUGUAUCUAAAAUCUUAUGUAACAAUAUUUUUACAGGGCUGCAUUGUAUUAAAUAAGACGAUCGCCCUUCUCUCUUGCUACCAAAGAGAGCUGUAGAAAUCUUUUACUACUAUAUUACAUUAUUGAAUAAUACUGUAAAAUUUACAAAUUUCUUUGCUGCGAA
Papaver somniferum (opium poppy) is the source of this 1724-nucleotide messenger RNA. Its product is annotated as UDP-glycosyltransferase 74E2-like. The record is from RefSeq and is a predicted model, not a curated record. Bases 173 to 1534 code for a protein of 453 amino acids. The transcript has 2 exons. Gene Ontology annotation, molecular function: UDP-glycosyltransferase activity. NCBI's taxonomy places the organism in Eukaryota, Viridiplantae, Streptophyta, Magnoliopsida, Ranunculales, Papaveraceae.